Messenger RNA from Dacryopinax primogenitus, 3624 nucleotides. Its product is annotated as RecF/RecN/SMC protein. Lineage: Eukaryota; Fungi; Basidiomycota; Dacrymycetes; Dacrymycetales; Dacrymycetaceae. The record is from RefSeq and is a predicted model, not a curated record. Gene Ontology annotation, biological process: mitotic sister chromatid cohesion. The transcript has 11 exons. Bases 1 to 3624 code for a protein of 1207 amino acids. Gene Ontology annotation, molecular function: cohesin loader activity; protein binding; ATP hydrolysis activity. Gene Ontology annotation, cellular component: chromosome.
AUGCAUAUCAAGACUCUCACUAUCCAAGGUUUUAAGUCCUACAGGGACCAGACCGCCAUAGAGCCAUUCAGCCCGGGGCACAACGUCGUCGUUGGCCGGAAUGGAAGCGGGAAGAGCAACUUCUUUGCCGCUAUCCGCUUUGUUCUGUCCGAUGCAUACACGUCCAUGUCUCGUGAAGAGCGUCAAUCGCUCCUGCACGAAGGACCGUCUAUGCACACCACCCUCUCCGCCUAUGUCGAGAUCGUCUUUGAUAACACCGAUGGACGUUUUCCGACUGGAAAUAAUGAGGUUGUUUUGAGGCGCACAAUUGGUCUGAAGAAGGACGAGUACAGUUUAGAUCGCAAAAGUGCAAGCAAGGCGGAUGUCAUGAACCUUCUCGAGAGCGCUGGGUUCAGCAAGAGCAAUCCUUAUUAUAUUGUUCCUCAAGGCCGUAUCACGUCCCUCACCAACGCAAAAGACUCUGAACGUCUAAAUCUGCUCAAGGAGGUUGCCGGCACCAAGGUCUACGAGCAGCGUCGUACUGAAUCAUUGCGUCUAAUGGAAGAGACCGACACAAAACGAUCAAAGAUAUCUGAACUUCUCGAAUUUAUCGAGCAGCGACUGGCCGAGCUGGAGGAAGAGAAAGAGGAGUUAAAGGAGUUCCAAGCCAAGGAUCGGGAGCGUCGGUGUCUCGAAUACGCUCUCUACAGUCGCGAGUCAGAGGAUGUCAACCAAGCCCUUCAAGAUCUAGAGGACGAGCGGAGAACAGAAGCUGCUGAUGCCAAGGAAAGACGCCAGGAGUACUCCGCACGAGAGCGACAGCUCGAGCAGCUUGAAGCCAAUUUGACCGCCGCUCGGUAUAAGCUUUCUUUGCUCGAAAGUACGAAGGCCUCAUUGCGUGACGAACUGACGGAGUCGGUUCGCAAUCGAACCGAGCUGUCUUGUAUCGUGGAUGAUUUAAAAGCCGCUGGCGAGAGGAGUGAAGAGAGACGGGACGAACUACAGGAAGCCCUGACAGAGAUCGAGGAGAAGAUAACUGAGAAAGAAGCAGAACUAGAGGACUUGCUCCCUCAGUUCCAACAGAUCACCCAGCGGGAGAGGGCGGCGAAGACUGAGCUGGAGGAUGCGUCCGCACGACUGCAAGCACUCUAUAGCAAACAGGGAAGAUUGUCCGCCUACAAGACAAAGGCCGAGCGGGACGCUGCACUUCGCAAGGAGAUUGCUUCUAUCAACGCUUAUCUCGCCAGUCAGACAUCUGCGCUGGAACAAGCGAAUCUCGAUCUGAAUGCUCUGACUGAACAAGCCGAUGGGAAGAAAGAACGGGCAGAAAGGCUUCGAGCGCAGGUUGAUGAGGAACGUGAGACUCAGAAGGGAUGGACGGAGGAGCUCCGUGAGCUUGAGGAGAAGCAGGCACGGUGGCGAGAGGACUUGAAGGAUCUAUGGAAGGAGGAUUCUCGCCUCGGAGUCACUGUUCAGCGUGAGAAAGACGAUUUACAGGUUGCUGAACGCGCGCUUGCGAGUAUGAUGGAUCGCGACACGGCCAAUGGCUUGAAGGCUGUUGAUUCAAUUGCUCAGCGCCUGAAGUUGACCGGUGUCUACGGGCCACUUUAUCGUCUCUUCGAGGUCACAGAUCCCGUGACAUACAACACCGCGGUUGAAGUGACCGCACGAAACAGCUUGUUUCAUGUGGUGGUUGACAACGACGAGACCGCUCGCAAGGUCGUUGAAGUCAUGAACAAAGAGCGCACUGGUCGUCUCACUUUCGUUCCUCUUUCCAAACUCAAGACCAAGCAUAUCAAUUACCCACCGCCCGAUCCCAAUGGCCCGCAGAAGCUUAUCGACAAGCUGAAAUUCGACGCCAACUUGAGUCCCGCCUUCGAGCAAGUCUUUGGGAAGACGCUUGUCUGCAGGAAUCUGGAGUCGGGCUCUGCUUACGUCCGCCAGUAUGACCUGAACGUCAUAACCACGGACGGCGAUCGCAUUGAUCGCAAGGGCGCCCUCACUGGUGGUUAUGUUGAUAUACGCAAGUCUCGACUGGAGGCUAUCAAGACUGUCAAGACCCGGAAAACCAAGUUUGAGCAAGACUCCAAAGCUUUUACUGAAGGAAAGAAGGCUAUCACUGUCCUAGAGCAAAAGAGGACGGAGGUGGCGGGCCAAAUUGAGCUACUCAAACGUCGUCGCGCCAACGCUGGAGGCGCAUGGGGACAGCUUAUGCAAGAGUCCAUUCUUCUGGAGAGGGACGAAGAGGUUCUGCGGGGUCGGAUCAACAAGAUGCAAGGGGAGAUCCGCGAUCUUGAAGCCGACAUUCGUACAAACACCGUUCGGAAGGCAGAAGAUGAACGCGAACUGCGCAGCCCCAUGACUCGCACGCUCAGCGACGAGGAACAACAGGCCGUCGAGACAGUGGGCAAGCAGUGCGAGCGCUUGCAGAAGUCGAUAGGAGAGAUCAGCAAAGACAAGAUGGAUAUCGAAUCCAAAGUCAGUCUGUCCAAGGUUGAAUUGAACGAAGGCCUUCGUCGACGCAGAGAAGACAUCAGGGCUCAGCUGGAAGCUAUCGGCGAUGUCGAUGCGGGCGAUAACGCGGGAGACGACCUUGUGAGUCGAGCCCAUGAGCUAGAGGGGCUAAAUAGAAUGAUCGAGAACCUCACGUUUCAGUCAAAAGCUAAUGAGACCGAGCUCGAGUCCCAACAAAGCAAAAUUCAGACGACAGUCGAUCAGAUUGAGAAGCUUCAGCUGAAGCAGACUGAGGAAGGCCGUGCCCUGUCCAAGCAGCAAAAGGGUACUGAACGCUAUGUUUCAAAGCGCCAGCUACUUGUGCAGCGCAAGGACGAGUGCACGAAGCAGAUCAGAGACUUGGGAGUGCUUCCCGAGGAGGCAUUCGAGAAAUACAUCAACGUCAAGAGCGAGCGACUCGCAAAGCAGCUCAAGACUGUCAAUGAAGGGCUGAAGAAGUUCCAGCACGUCAACAAAAAGGCUUUCGAACAAUACAAUAACUUCACAACGCAGCGCGACAAGCUGAUCCAGCGCCGUGAAGAUCUCGAUAAAUCUGCUGCGUCCAUCGAGGAACUUGUACAAGUUCUGGAUCAGAGGAAGGAGGAAGCUAUCGAACGCACAUUUAAACAGGUCUCGAAGUUCUUCGAAGAGGUCUUUGAGAAGCUUGUACCAGUUGGACGGGGCCGUCUCAUCAUGCAAAAGAGGAUCGACCAGGACGAGGAUGAUCAGGAGGAUGAUGACGAGGGCGCACACCCAAGUGCCAUAGAUAACUAUACUGGCGUUUCGAUCAAGGUGUCCUUCAACUCCAAACAUGAUGAGGGCCUUCGUAUCCAACAACUCUCCGGUGGGCAAAAAUCGCUCGUUGCGCUUGCCACGGUGUUUGCGAUUCAGAAAUGCGACCCUGCCCCUUUCUAUCUGUUCGACGAGAUUGACGCGAAUCUUGAUGCUCAAUAUCGUACCGCCGUCGCAUCUAUGAUUCACGAGCUGUCCGAGUCGGCGCAAUUUAUCACGACGACAUUCCGGCCUGAAAUGCUAGCACAAGCUGACAAGUUCUACGGUGUGGUGUUUGACGCCCAGAAAGUGAGCACUGUGAGAAGCAUCAGCCGUGACGAAGCGCAGAUGUUCGUAGAGCGUGAAGCACAAGCGCAGUGA